AUGUUCAAGCCAACGCAGAGGCUGCUCGGCGGUCUGCUCUGGAAACGACCCUGGCGGAUAUCACCUCCCCAAAAAGCACGACAGCGGAAACGGUUACGCCUCGUCGACAAAGUGGUUGACACGAUCAGUGCCGCGCUACAGAAGAAUGGCGGAAUGACGAGCAAAGCUGUGCAGAGGUGGUACGAAGAAAUGCCACGAGAGGAGGAGAUGCUUCCUAGGGACAAAUACACAAUCUUCGAUCGCAAGGAGCGCAACUACAGAAAGGGCAUACACAAGUUGCCCAAGUGGACGAGAGUCAGCCAGCGUGUAAAUCCUCCAGGUUUCUAG
This is a messenger RNA of Cyphellophora attinorum, 327 nucleotides long. Its product is annotated as 54S ribosomal protein L31, mitochondrial. The coding region runs from base 1 to 327 and encodes 108 amino acids. Gene Ontology annotation, cellular component: mitochondrial large ribosomal subunit. Lineage: Eukaryota; Fungi; Ascomycota; Eurotiomycetes; Chaetothyriales; Cyphellophoraceae. The transcript is spliced from 2 exons. Gene Ontology annotation, molecular function: structural constituent of ribosome. The record is from RefSeq and is a predicted model, not a curated record.